This is a messenger RNA of Seminavis robusta, 3444 nucleotides long. The record is from the annotation of a GenBank genome assembly. Lineage: Eukaryota; Bacillariophyta; Bacillariophyceae; Naviculales; Naviculaceae.
AUGGAGUGCGUCUCUCAACAAUGCACACAAUUGCAGUGCGAUGCGUCUCUUCCGGCCUUCCAAUGUUGUCAAGACAGCGAUUGUGGCGAUACCUCACUUGAAUGUGUAAACUUUGAAUGCCAGCUGAGGAGCUGUGACAACAGUGUUGUGGAGUGUUGUGACGACUCUGACUGUUCCAGCGAUUCUAUUUGCUCGGCGAACGUCUGCUUGAAUUUUGGAACUCUGCGCUUUACCCUUAGCUGGAUCGGAGAUGACGAUCUUGAUCUCCAUCUUCUGACUCCAGGAAAAGUUGAAAUUUACUUUUGGUCGCCAAGUGAUUCUGAAAGUGGAGGCCAGAUGGACCAUGACGAUAUUCCGGCACUCGGCGACACAGGGCUACACGUGGAGAACAUAUUCUUCCUCCAAGGUAGCACACCUCCAGCUGGGGAGUACACUUACUGGGCCGAAAACUUCUUCCAACAGGGUGGAGUGGACGACUGGACGCUAGAAGUUUUCCUUGAAGAAGAGCUUGUCAGUAGAAACAGUGGUACAGCAGAGGGCAACAACAUUUCGCCGCAGUUCACGUUCAUCGUACCUGGUACAGCUGCACCAACGACAACUCCAGGUGGAACAGAUGCACCAACGCCAACUCCAGCUGACACCAUGGAGAUGGGUUGCUUUGGUGCUACCUCGGUAUCUGUUGGAUCGAGCACUGCUGGUACAACAAAUGGGGCGCAAACAUUCUCAGUAGAAGCCUGUGGCGACGCUGACUCCUACUCAGCAGCAGCUGGCGUCUGGUUUUCAGUGGAUGGCAAUGGUGGCGCCUGGAAUGUAAGCUUGUGCCACUCAGGUUACGAUACCAUGAUGUCAGUUUGGUCAGGUGAUUGUUCCAGCCUGAGCUGUGUUGCUGGCAACGAUGACAAUAAUAGCUGCGGUUUUCAGUCUGCAGUUUCACUUAAUUCUGUUGUCGGCGUCACCUAUUCGAUUUUUGUGUAUGGAUGGAGUGGUGGCACUGGACCGUACAUCUUGGAUAUUUCGGAGCCCGCACCAACAGCUUCUCCCACAGGAGCUCCAACAGCAAGCCCUACCGAAGCACCAACAGCAAGCCCUACCGAAGCACCAACAGCAAGCCCUACCGAAGCACCAACAACAAGACCUACGGAAAGGUCUGAGAGCCCAUCCAAAGCGCCCAGUUCCACUCCUAGUACAAGUACAUUUCCAACUGCUUGCUCCAUCUCUGAUAAUAUCCAAUGUUGUUCCGAUGCAGACUGUGCGGACAAGCGAAUGGAGUGCGUCUCUCAACAAUGCACACAAUUGCAGUGCGAUGCGUCUCUUCCGGCCUUCCAAUGUUGUCAAGACAGCGAUUGUGGCGAUACCUCACUUGAAUGUGUAAACUUUGACUGCCAGCUGAAGAGCUGUGACAACAGUGUUGUGGAGUGUUGUGAUGAGUCUGACUGUUCCAGCGAUUCUACUUGCUCAGCGAACGUCUGCUUGAAUUUUGGAACUCUGCGCUUUACCCUUAGCUGGAUCGGAGAUGACGAUCUUGAUCUCCAUCUUCUGACUCCAGGAAAAGUUGAAAUUUACUUUUGGUCGCCAAGUGAUUCUGAAAGUGGAGGCCAGAUGGACCAUGACGAUAUUCCGGCACUCGGCGACACAGGGCUACACGUGGAGAACAUAUUCUUCCUCCAAGGUAGCACACCUCCAGCUGGGGAGUACACUUACUGGGCCGAAAACUUCUUCCAACAGGGUGGAGUGGACGACUGGACGCUAGAAGUUUUCCUUGAAGAAGAGCUUGUCAGUAGAAACAGUGGUACAGCAGAGGGCAACAACAUUUCGCCGCAGUUUACAUACAUCAUACCUGGUACAGCUGCACCAACGACAACUCCAGGUGCACCCACUGAGACUCCAACCGAAGCACCCACAGGUACACCCACUGAGACUCCAACAGAAACUCCAACCGAAGCACCCACAGAUACACCCACUGAGAUUCCAACAGAAACGCCAACAGGAGCUCCAACAGAAGUACCAAACGAAGCACCCACGGAAACUCCAACAGGAUCACCCACAGGUACACCCACUGAGACUCCAACCGAAGCACCCACAGGGACUCCCACUGGUGCACCAACAGGAACUCCGACAGGAACACCGACUGGUACACCCACGGACCUUCCAACAGGAGCUCCCACAGGCACACCAACCGGCACACCAACAGGAACUCCAACAGGGACUCCCACUGGUGCACCAACAGGAACUCCGACAGGAACUCCCACUGGUGCACCAACAGGAACUCCGACAGGAACUCCAACCAGUACACCCACGGACCUUCCAACAGGAGCUCCCACAGGCACACCCACCGACAGUCCAACCGAAACUCCAACGGAAGCACCAACAGAGACUCCAACCGAAAUACCAACCCCAUUUUAUAUUUCGCCAACAUAUACCCCACUUUAUUACUACCCAACACCUGUCCCAUAUGACUCCCCAACACCUGUCCCAUAUGACUCUCCAACGCCUGCCCCAGCCCCAGGUGACACCAUGGAAAUAGGUUGCUUAGGUGCUUCCUCGGUAUCUGUUGGAUCAAGCACUUCUGGUACAACAGAUGGGGCGCAAACAUUCUCAAUACAAGCUUGUGGCGAGGCUAAGUCCUACAAUGCAGUUGCUGGGGUCUGGUUUUCAGUGGAUGGCAAUGGUGGCGCCUGGGAUGUGAGCUUGUGCAACUCAGGUUAUGAUACGAUGGUGUCAGUUUGGUCAGGUGAUUGUUCCAGCCUGAGCUGUGUUACUGGCAAUGAUGACUUCUGCGGGCUUCAGUCAACACUUUCAUUUAAUUCUGUUGUCGGUGUUGCCUAUUCAAUCUUUGUGUAUGGAUGGGAUGGUGACACUGGCCCAUACACAUUGGAGAUUUCGGAGCCAACACCUUUCCCAUUCGACUCACCCACACCAGCCCCAAACAACAUUCCUGUGCCCAUGCCUACAGGACGGCGCCGCUUGGAAAAGGGUGACGAAGAGACUGUUCUCGAGUCGGAAUCAAGGCAACUUGCAGAGACAGAACCUCUUGAAAAUGCCGAGGACAUUAUUGAUAUCUUCGUUGAUUGCACCAUUGUUUCAUCGAAGAAGCCUAUGACAGACCCGGAGUUUGGAGAUGAUCAGAAGGGCUGGAAGACAGAUGAUUCCAUUUGUAGCAAGUUGGUGUGGGUGUCCUACAACGCCAAGUUCAAGAACCGUGGAGGCUAUUUCAUUGGGGAACAACACCUUUGGAUGGAUUUGGUGAUUGAAGGACGCUAUCACAUUCUCAAAGAGUUUGUAGAGAAGAACAGGAGCCUGUGGUUAGAAGACCCCGAUCCUAUCCGUGUGGAAGCCUUCAGAAUUCUCUCCGGCAUCAUCCAUGACAAGACCGAACGGGAAAUCACACUUUAUGCGAAGCAGCUUGCAAAGCGCCUGAGCGUCUUAACGUCGUCGGACUCAUAG